Messenger RNA from Loxodonta africana (African savanna elephant), 1128 nucleotides. Its product is annotated as olfactory receptor 4C16-like. The record is from RefSeq and is a predicted model, not a curated record. The coding region runs from base 25 to 816 and encodes 263 amino acids. Gene Ontology annotation, molecular function: olfactory receptor activity; G protein-coupled receptor activity. Gene Ontology annotation, cellular component: plasma membrane. The transcript has a single exon. Gene Ontology annotation, biological process: G protein-coupled receptor signaling pathway. Lineage: Eukaryota; Metazoa; Chordata; Mammalia; Proboscidea; Elephantidae.
ACCAGCCGGGCACUUGAGAGUCCAAUGUACUUCUUCCUUUUCUACUUAUCUUUAUCUGACACCUGCUUCUCUACUUCCAUAGCCCCUAGAAUGAUUGUGGAUGCCCUUCUGAAGAAUAGCACUAUCUCUUUCAGGGAGUGCAUUAUCCAAGUCUUUUCAUUUCAUUUCUUUGGCUGCCUGGCAAUCUUGAUCCUUAUGCUGGUGGCCAUUGACCGCUAUGUGGCCAUCUGUAAACCCCUGCACUACAUGAGCAUCAUGAACCAGCGGGUCUGCAGUGUGUUGGUAGCUAUAGCCUGGGUAGGGGCCUGUGUGCAUUCUUCAGUUCAGAUUUUUCUGACGUUGAGUUUGCCUUUCUGUGGUCCCAAUGUGAUCGAUCACUAUUUAUGUGACUUGCAGCCCUUGUUGAAACUUGCCUGUACAGACACCUAUAUGACCAACCUGCUACUGGUGUCUAAUAGUGGGGCCAUUUGUAUAGUGAGUUUUGUAUUGCUGAUGUUCUCCUAUGUUGUCAUUUUGUAUUCUCUGAGAAACCACAGUGCUGAAGGAAGGAAAAAGGCUCUUUCCACCUGCAUCUCUCAUAUCAUUGUAGUCAUUUUGUUCUUCGUUCCUUGUAUAUUUAUAUAUACACGCCCCGCAACCACCUUCCCCAUGGAUAAAAUGAUAACUGUGUUUUAUACAAUUGGAACACCUUUGCUUAACCCUCUGAUUUAUACACUGAGAAAUGCUGAGGUGAAAAAUGCCAUGAGGAAAUUGUGGAGCAAGAAACUGAUUUCAGAAGACCAAAGAUUAAUGGAAAUUUCAAAUCCUUCUUCAUAGUUUGCAUUGACCUACCAUAAUUCAACAAAGCAUAUUAUCUUCUUAUUGUGGAUUUCAUAGAAUCCUAUUUUGUGGGAAAAGUGCUACUUCCUUCAGGAAAAUGGGUAGUAUAAACACACACAGUGGUUAGUGUUGAGUCAAUUUUAAGUAGAGGAAGAGACAAAAGCAGGUACAAACAGGUAUGUCAGACCAACUGCUUUUUAUUUUUUACUGUUGUCUCUCUAACUCUCUUGGAUAACUAGAACCACUUGCAGUUUUGAUCUGGUGUUUUUCUGUCCUUCUUCAUGUUGAUUUCUGGUGUCACUCCACCAU